UAUUCUCCGGUGCAGGCGGGCGCCGAUUGGCUGGUGUAGGUGCCUGUCACGUGCCAGACCUCGCCCACCGUGUCCCCUCAGGGCUGUGAGGGGGUUCUGGGUCUCGUCUGUCCCUGCUGGGCUCCGGCUGCCGCCGGUCCCCGGGCCCCGCUCCACAGCUGCCCCCCGGCUCCCCAGUGCCGGCGGUGGAAGCCCCCCUGGGACCAGCGUUAUUGCAGCCCAACGUGGGCCCUGAGGGCCCCAGCCUCUGAGAGCUGCCUGUCCCCCAUGUCACGGAAGGAGGGUGAGGGCCCUGAGCCAGAGCCGGAGGCAGGUGACAGCCUGUUCUUUGCUGGCUUGGGCAGGGAUGAGCGCCCCAGCGAGGACCCUGACAGAUGUGAGGGUGCUGUGUUUUGGCCGAGGACGGAGGCGCAGCCCAUGGCUACCCAGCCCGGCACAGAAGCAGCACUGGAUGGCCAGGCCUCCCGGUACUUCACAUCGCUGGAUGCCAGCAUUGGGGGCCUGCAGCAGCGUGCACAGCAGCUGAUCGACAAGGUGAACGACAGCCGCAAAGAGGACCACACCAUGAUGAGCAGCUUCAGGGAGAGCCUGCUGCUGAAGGUCUCUGGCCUGGCGGAGCAGCUGGAGGAGCAGCUCUUCCACCUCUACGGCCUCCACAACGAGCUGAUCCAGGAGCGGCUGCAGGAGCUGGAGGAGGUGAUGGAGCGGGUAGGGCAGGCUGAGACGGAGCUCCGGCAGGUCUGCCGCACCGUGGAGGCUGCCUACCGUGACCUCUGUCUGCAGCCCGAGACGUGAGCAGGACCCCAAAGCUGCAAGGGCCUCCCCCAAAUCCGCAGGACACCCCUGCAGAAGCCCACCUGCCUCGCAAGUGUGUGUGUUGCUGCUGCACCAAGGCAGCUGCGAGCAGCAAAAGGGGAUUUUGGCCCAAAAGGGCUUUUCCAUUGGUGUUAAGUGUUCAGGUUUGACAUGAAUAAAAAGGAAAAAAACCCAAAGGCCAAA
Falco peregrinus (peregrine falcon) is the source of this 999-nucleotide messenger RNA. It is a transcript of the gene SYCE2, whose product is annotated as synaptonemal complex central element protein 2. Gene Ontology annotation, cellular component: central element. The transcript is spliced from 3 exons. The record is from RefSeq and is a predicted model, not a curated record. The coding region runs from base 268 to 795 and encodes 175 amino acids. Gene Ontology annotation, biological process: synaptonemal complex assembly. NCBI's taxonomy places the organism in Eukaryota, Metazoa, Chordata, Aves, Falconiformes, Falconidae.